Molecule: messenger RNA, 2115 nt
Organism: Dendrobium catenatum
Lineage: Eukaryota; Viridiplantae; Streptophyta; Magnoliopsida; Asparagales; Orchidaceae
Product: calmodulin-binding receptor-like cytoplasmic kinase 3
Exons: 7
Coding region: 154-1755 (533 amino acids)
Biological process (GO): protein phosphorylation
Molecular function (GO): ATP binding; protein kinase activity
Source: RefSeq, a predicted model, not a curated record
UUUCGUGCUCUUCCAUCCGGUCCUCCACAAUUCACUUGCCCUGUAUCAAUUCCUUUACGAUUCUCUUCACGGAUUUGGGAUUUCUCUUGCAGUCCAAUUCGAGCUCGAGAUGUCUUUCUUGGGUAGCUUUGGCUGUGCUCGAAUCCUGCAGUGAUGGCUUCGAUCCUUGCUUUCCUCAUACUUGUGGCUUCGCCGUUCGCGGAGGCUGCGGUUGGUGAAUCGGUGAGAGGUGUUUCGAGAAUCUGCAGUUCCGAUCGCGUUGGAUAUCUAAGAUUGCAAGAUGGCUAUAGGGUUUUUGUAAACGGUCAACCGAUUGAUGAUCGGGUUUUGAUGUGCGAGGCGUUGGCGUUUUUUUUAGCAAGUAAAUGUUUGGAGUUUGAUUCUCGGGUGGAGGAGUGGGGGGAGAUAGCUAGAAAGUACUGCGCUCGGAAUUUCAAGUAUAUUGCUGGCUUGGACCAUGAUGCUGUUUCUGGGGAAGUUUUUCAUACAGCAGGUAGAAAACUUUUGUUGCAGCCUCAGAAAGAUUCCUCUAAAUUGGAUCGGCUAAGCAGGAAGGAAUUGUCAAAGUACGAAGUCAAAGAUCUUAGAUUAAAAAUUCCACCAAAAAGCAAGUUUCUGGCUUUUCCAGGAAUGUUUCUUCUAUGUUGUGCUGUAAUCUGUCCCUGCUUUCGUGCAAGGAGGAAAGAACCAAUUGAACAGAAAGCUCUAGCCAAUGAAACAAAUUCAUCGGAUUCAGUUACUCCUUUAGAUGUAUCCGCAUCUCCUGACAAAAAUUUGACAACUCCACAUAAAGUACCUCAAAGUCCAUCUCGUUUUUCAUUAUCUCCGCAACAAAAUAGAAUUGGAUCAUUGCAACUUACUGUGAAUCAGAUCAUCAAAGCCACUCAAAACUUUUCGCCUUCACUAAAGCUAGGUGAAGGUGGAUUUGGAACUGUAUACAAGGGUAUUCUUGGUGAUGGUCAGAUUGUAGCAGUAAAACGAGCAAAGAAGGAACAUUUUGGGACUCUUCGAGAUGAGUUCAGUAGUGAAGUAGAACUUCUUGCAAAAAUUGAACACAGGAGUUUAGUGAGAUUACUUGGUUACACCGAGAAAGGAAACGAACGUAUUAUUGUUACGGAGUAUGUUCCAAAUGGUACUCUCAGAGAACACCUUGAUGGUCUGCAUGGACACAUUCUGGAUUUUAAUCAGCGACUUGAAAUAGCAAUAGACGUUGCCCAUGCCUUGACAUAUCUCCAUGUAUAUGCAGAAAAGACAAUAAUCCACAGAGAUGUAAAAGCAUCAAAUAUUCUUCUAACUGAAAAUUUUAGAGCCAAGGUGUCUGACUUUGGGUUCGCAAGAACUGGACCAUCAGAAGCAGGUCAGACUCACAUAUCAACCAAAGUAAAAGGAACAGCUGGUUACCUCGACCCCGAAUAUCUUCGAACUUACCAACUCACACCCAAGAGUGAUGUAUUUUCAUUCGGUAUACUACUAAUCGAAAUUCUUUCGGCUCGCCGUCCGGUUGAAAUGAAGAGAAUCGUCGAUGAAAGGAUCACCGUCCGAUGGGCUUUCAGUAAGUUCGAUGCAGGAAAUGUUAGAGAGGUACUGGAUCCAAAGUUACAGGAGGAUGUAAACCUUGAAGUGGUGACAAAAAUGCUUAGUUUGGCGUUUCAUUGUGCUGCUCCUACUCGUGCUAAGCGGCCAUUGAUGAAAGAAGUUGGAGAACAGCUAUGGGAGAUCAGAAAAGACUUUGGGAAGAGUCUUAGAACUGAGUAAAGAAACUUGAUCCAAAAAAAGAAAAAAAGAAAAAAAAGAAAGAAAGGAAUUAUUCCUGACUGUGUAAAGGAAAACAAGAUGUUUGUAUUACCCAUUUCCAACUGUAGAAUAGCAGAUUUAGAUUUCGUUUGGGACGGCUCUUUUACUGCUUCUUAAGCAACUUUUUAGUACAAAAAUUAAAAUUUUUAUACUAAAAAGUUAUUUUAAGAAACAGUAAGAAAGCCGUACCAAACAAAGCCUUAGCCGUAAUUGACUUGAACUUUUUUUUAUCAACUAGUUUACUAUUCUUAUAUAAGCUUUUAUCUUGGCACCAAAAGAUUUUUCUUGAUUAUGCAAGCAGAUGAAUGGGCAUUUAAAUGU